This is a messenger RNA of Thlaspi arvense, 3498 nucleotides long. Lineage: Eukaryota; Viridiplantae; Streptophyta; Magnoliopsida; Brassicales; Brassicaceae. The record is from the annotation of a GenBank genome assembly.
UGAUUUAUUAUCCGAAUCGAAGAACAGCCCAAUCAUCGUUGCCAAACAGCCUCGUCUAAGUAUUUUUGCUUCUUCUUUUUCUCCCCGCACUUUACUUCCCGGCGGUAACUCAGAACACCGAUGGACGGGCCGGAGACAAUCGCCGUCAAAUACGAACCUAUGACCGUUGACUCUAUCGCAUCUUCUUCCGACGUCGCCAUAGACAGGCCUGCUCGACCUCCAAAGCUUGUAGUCUUAGCUGACCUCAAUUUCAACCCUCCUGAGACUGAGACUGACGAUCUUGACUCAUCGGUUCAAAUCCCUACUCCUCCCAUCCCUAGUUUCGCUAACGAGGAAAGUCAUCAAGAAGGAGGUUCAUUAACAUGCAAGGAGGUGGAACCAGGUGAACUAGAAUUCAAAAAGACCAGCAAGGUUGGGAAAUGCCGCUCGAGAAGUAAGAUGGAGGCUUCCUCUGAUUGUGGAGUUGAUGCAGAUGGUGAUCAGGCUACUCAAGGCGUCCCUGCUUCCCGUGAAGAGAAAAUCAGUAACCUCAAAAUGGGUUUGAUUCACGUUGCAAGGAAGAUGCCCAAAAAUGCACAUGCCCAUUUUAUUCUUGGUCUAAUGUUCCAACGAUUGGGUCAAUCUCAAAAGGCGAUACCAGAAUAUGAGAAGGCUGAAGAGAUCUUACUGGGCUGUGAGCCAGAGAUUGCUCGGCCAGAACUUCUCUUGUUAGUUCAAAUGCACCAUGGACAGUGUCUUCUUUUGGAUGGUUUUGCGGAUAACGACUCUGUUAAAGAGAUUGAGGGAGAAGAGCUUGAAGAAAUUCUUUCAAAAUUAAAGGAUUCUAUGAAGUUAGAUGUUAGACAGGCAGCAGUGUGGAACACCCUUGGCGUAAUGCUUCUCAAAGCUGGUUGUUUGAUGAGUGCCAUAUCGGUUUUGUCAUCUUUGUUGGCUCUUGUUCCUGACAAUUAUGAUUGCCUUACAAACCUUGGAGUUGCUUAUCUUCAAAGCGGAGAUUUGGAGCUUUCAGCAAAAUGUUUCCAAGAUUUGGUACUGAAAGACCACAAUCAUCCUGCCGCUUUGAUUAAUUAUGCUGCCGAGCUUCUCUGCAAAUACAGUUCAACUGUCGCUGGUGCCGGAGCUAAUGGUGGUCCUGGUGCUUCUGAAGACCAGAAGGCAUCUAUGAAUGUCGCGAAGGAAUGUCUCUUGGCUGCAGUAGGAGCAGAUCCAAAGUCCACCCAUGCAUGGGUCAAUCUUGCUAAUUCAUAUUAUAUGAUGGGUGAUCACAGAAGUUCUAGCAAAUGUUUGGAGAAGGCAGCUAAACUUGAUCCCAACUGUAUGGCUACAAGAUUUGCUGUUGCUGUCCAACGAAUCAAAGAUGCUGAAAGGUCUCAGGAUGCAAGCGACCAGCUUUCAUGGGCUGGCAACGAGAUGGCUUCAGUGAUUAGAGAAGGAGAAUCUGUUCCAAUUGACCCUCCCAUUGCUUGGGCAGGGCUUGCCAUGGCUCACAAGGCACAUCAUGAAAUUGCAUCUGCAUUUGUCACUGACCGUAAUGAAUUGACAGAGAUGGAAGAGCGGGCAGUGUACAGCUUAAAGCAGGCAGUAACAGAGGACCCUGAAGAUGCUGUACGGUGGCAUCAGCUUGGUCUUCAUAGUCUCUGUUCUCAACAAUAUAAACUCUCCCAAAAAUAUCUCAAGGCAGCAGUUGGUCGUUCUAGAGAAAGUAGCUAUGCGUGGUCAAAUCUCGGUAUCUCGCUGCAGUUAUCAGAUGAACAAACAGAAGCCGAGGAAGUAUACAAGCGAGCCUUGGCCGUGUCAACCGAGGAUCAAGCUCACGCAACGUUCUCUAACCUCGGGAACCUCUAUAGACAGAAAAAGCAGUACGAACUCUCCAAAGCAAUGUUCUCGAAGGCGCUGGAUCUGAAACCGGGUUAUGCACCUGCAUACAACAACCUUGGACUCGUGUUUGUGGCUGAACGUAGGUGGGAAGAAGCUAAAUUCUGUUUCGAGAAAGCCCUUGAAGCUGACUCAUUGCUUGACGCAGCACAGUCUAACUUGGUCAAAGCCACAACCAUGUCAAGACUCUGUACUUGCUUCUCUUCUUCAACUGUUGUCCGAGAUUCUUGAUGGUUCUGUCAUUUUCAUUUUGUGAAUUCACAAACUCUGACGUUAUGUGUCUUUAAUAAAUAGUACAAGUACAAAAGACUCUUAUACGACGACAGGCUUAGAAUCUACAGUAAAAACAUUUUCACUCUCUAAUUUACUAGUCUUCCCCAACACACAGUGUCUUGACAAUCUUAUCAGCCAUAAGAUAAAGAAAGAAAUGGCCCGACCCAGUCACUUCAUAGUACCGAACCCACGGAAGUUUUGAGACGAUAAACCGUUGAAGCGACACUGGCACAAACAGAUCCUCGUCACCAUGCCAAAGGUGGACCGAGCCGUUGCUGUUCUUAAAUAGAUCUUGAAGGUCUAAUGGAUCAAACUCCCAAUGACCAUAUGUAAUCAUCAAGUCUCGGUGUAGGCUCUCGUAUUCUCCUUGUUGCCUAGCGAAUGCCUGCCCCAAAAGAUCAUCGGAUCGGAGCUUAGAGAAGAUCUCCUUGUCCUGACGAGAGAGGAUGUUGGGGUCACAGGUAAUGUAGCUAGCGAUUGGGAACCAUUUCUGGGUGUUCCAAAAGAAAGUAAGCCAAGGUGCAUAAUGUGCCACUCGAAACAUCCACUGUUCUGGAGGAAGCAUAAGAGAUAAAGCUUCCUUAGACAUUUUUGCAGGCAAGUUUCUCCACCAGUAGUUAAACGCAGGAGCUACAAGCGCCGCUCCUGCUAACCUGUGAGGGAUGUAGUGAAGACAAGACCAGGUGAUUUGGCCUCCUAUGGAGAAGCCAAGCACAUAGAACUUGGAUCCUAGUUCUAAUUUAUCAGCAAGUUCUUCUACAUCCAGUGCUAUGCUUCUUGGUGUCCGGUUUGGGUCAGGAUCACUCUCUCCAUAACCGGGUCGGUCAAAUGAUACGAUACAUAUCUUAAGUUCCUUUAAAAGUGGCGGUGAUAAGGAGUGGAAGAAAAAGACUUCGUCUUUAGAAGAAUCGAAGCCGUGAAUAUAAACGAUCUUGAAAUUGGCUUCGUCUCUGGGAACUCCUAAUUCUUUGUAUGCCAAAUGCCUUCCGUCUCUCAAUUUGAUCCUCGGUGCUGUCACGGCGGCGAUCUUCUUCGCCGGCGGAGGUUGAAUCGACUGGUAAACCCAUGCCAAGAUUCCGACCAACAAAACCAGUUUCACAACACCUGCCCCAGACCAAAACAUGGUAUGAGUUCCUCUUCCUCCUCCGGGCACACGCUCUCUCUCUGUCUCCAUAUCUCUGCUGUCUCUUUAUGGUUUUCGUAAAAAAAAAAAAUUAUAGAUGUAGAGUAGAUAUAAUUGUAUUUAAUUCAGUUGUAACUAGCUGUCUCUUCAAGGUUUCCUUUGAGCAUGCAAAAACACAUGAUCAUAUUUAAUAAAUGAAUGAGUUAAAUUGCUUCAGCCACCCGCAC